Leishmania mexicana MHOM/GT/2001/U1103 is the source of this 1119-nucleotide messenger RNA. RefSeq lists its product as hypothetical. Bases 1 to 1119 code for a protein of 372 amino acids. Gene Ontology annotation, molecular function: phosphatidylinositol transfer activity. NCBI's taxonomy places the organism in Eukaryota, Euglenozoa, Kinetoplastea, Trypanosomatida, Trypanosomatidae. The record is from RefSeq and is a predicted model, not a curated record. The transcript has a single exon.
AUGCCGCCAGAAAAGGACUCUUCGUUGUUGGCGAACGUGCCGCCGACUUCAUCCGACGGCGAUGUAGCCGCGUGUACCGUGGAGGCCGACUUGGAUCUGCCAAAAGACUGCUUUCUGUUUCCGAAGCAGAACGACGCCUUCCAGAUCCCGUACUUUCUCUCGAGUUCCGAGGAGGUGGACAAAAUUCGACCUCCUCCUGUCGUGAAGACGUGGGAGCAGCGCCGCGGAGAGCUGGAGGAAGGACAGAAACACAAGCUGGAUGACUUCAAGAAGAUGGUCGCCGCUGCGCCAUGGUACGAGGAGGAGAAGUUCGACAAUUGGCUCUGUCUCCGUUACCUUAUAGCCCGCAGCUUCAACCUCAAUGAAGCGUUCUCCAUGCUGGAGAACACCGUAAAGUGGUGGAAGGAAACGGGGUCGGAGACGUGGCGGUGUGACGCCUGCAUGGAGAACCCGAAUCACCACAUGGGCCAGUUCAUUGGGUGGGACAUGGAGCACCGCCCCGUCAUGUUCAUGUCGAUGCGUUGGGGCCCGGAGCGCAAGAACCCGCUGCGGCACAUGGUGUGCUCUUUCAACCACUUGAUCCGCAUGAUGCCUGUCGGGGUCGAGAAGUGGGUCUGCCUGACGGACUUCGAAACGUACUCGCACCUGCAAGACGGCAAGCCGUCCGUAGGCAUAGGCGUCAUCCGCGUGAUUCAGGAUCACUACCCGGAGCGACUAGGCAAGAUGGUGUGCAUCAACCCGCCAAAGCUCUUCUCCUUGGUGUGGAAGCUCUUCCUUCCAGCGAUUGACCCCGUCACUCGCACGAAGGUGGAGUUUCUGUGGACAGAGGCGCAGCCGAGCGUGUGUGAGGCGUUCCCGCGCCUGUUCCCGAAGCACCUUAGCCAGUAUCUGAGCGACUCCUACGACCGCAGCAAGUACAACCUGCCAGCCACGCCGCUCGUGUGGCAUCCACGGCCCGAGGGCUACCCCAAGAACUUCGAGGAGCGCAAGCAUCAACUCAAGGCAAUGAAGGAGAAGGAGAAAGGGGACAAGAAGGACGCGAAGAAGGCCGCGCACGACGCCAAAAAACGGGACAAGGAGGAGCAGCGCCGUCAACGGGACGAAAAGGCGCAGCCAUAG